GCGCGCCGGCAAGAUGGUGGCAGCGGCGGGUCCGUUGCGGCGCCUCCGCCGCUUGUGCCGCGUGCUGCUCUUCCUCUCCCAGUUCUACAUUCUGUCGGGCGGUGGAUCCUUGAAUUUAGAGCAUUCGCAGCCGCUCGCUCAGGCCAUAAAGGAUCCGGGCCCAACACGUACAUUCACCGUAGUUCCCAGGGCAGCAGAAAGUACUGAAAUCCCACCCUAUGUGAUGAAGUGUCCGAGUAAUGGCUUGUGUAGCAAACUUCCUGCAGACUGUAUAGACUGUGCCACAAAUUUCUCCUGUGUUUAUGGAAAGCCUGUCACUUUUGACUGUACAGUGAAACCUUCUGUUACCUGUGUUGAUCAAGACUUCAAGUUGCAAAGGAACUUCAUCAUCAACAUGACUUGCAGGUUUUGCUGGCAGCUUCCUGAAACAGAUUAUGAGUGCUCCAAUUCCACCAGCUGCAUGACUGUGUCCUGUCCUAGAGAGCGCUAUCCUGCCAACUGCACAGUACGGGACCACAUUCAUUGCUUGGGUAACCGCACUUUUCCUAAAAUGCUGUACUGCAAUUGGACUGGAGGCUAUAAGUGGUCAACUGCUCUUGCUCUAAGCAUCACCCUCGGUGGCUUUGGAGCAGAUCGCUUCUACCUGGGCCAGUGGCGUGAAGGCCUCGGCAAACUCUUCAGCUUCGGUGGCCUGGGGAUCUGGACGCUCAUAGAUGUCUUGCUGAUUGGAGUUGGCUACGUGGGACCAGCGGAUGGCUCUUUGUACAUCUAGCCAUGGUUGGGUGCUUCAGAGAGGAGCAGCAUUUACAGAGUCUCUGGCUUGUAGGAAAUGAUGUGGUAUGAGUGGUGUAUUUGUGUGUUUUUAAUGUACAGCAUCUGUACUUUGCUUGCCUUGAUGAAGGUAAAAUAAAUGAAACACUGAACCAUGCCAACCUGGAAUUUGUUUUUCAUUUGCCUGAAACAUUUUUUUUUCUGUGAAAAAAUUUAAUCUUAAAGCCAAAAGAACAAAUUCUGUGGUGUUUGAAAGUCUACUUAAUUUCUAUAACAUUAGUUAUACACGUGCAUUGCUUGAGUAACACUGUGCCACUUUACCUGAAUACCAUCUGCCUUGGGAGCCUUUCAUCUGUGACUAGAGAAUGGGCAUGUCUAUUCUCUUAGCUAAAUAAAGGUAUCCCCAUAGGCUUCCAGCAUCUGUAAGUCUUGAGUGUAACAUCUUUGUGGUAUGGUCUUUAUAAAGUGAAAUGUAGUUAAUGUGUCUAGUUUGUCAUGUUUGAAAUCUGUCAGAAAUGUAAAAAGUUAUAAAAAUACUGAAAAUUUAAUAAAAUUGCAAUUACCUUAAGAAUA
Jaculus jaculus (lesser Egyptian jerboa) is the source of this 1344-nucleotide messenger RNA. RefSeq names its product TM2 domain containing 3 (gene Tm2d3). The transcript is spliced from 6 exons. The record is from RefSeq and is a predicted model, not a curated record. NCBI's taxonomy places the organism in Eukaryota, Metazoa, Chordata, Mammalia, Rodentia, Dipodidae. Bases 14 to 772 code for a protein of 252 amino acids.